AUGGCUUCCUCGCGCCUCAAACGCAAGCUGCACAACGACCCCGACAACCCCUCCCACUACGGCAACGUGGACGAGUCCUUUGUCGAGAUAGGCACCGCCUUGCCUUCGCUCGUCAGUUGCCCCCACUCGAGCCGUCCCAGCUCCAAAAGAAAUAAAUUAACACCAGCCCUGCGUUGAACGUGACUGCCCGAUACAACAGAGCUCUACGAAGAGGGAUACGAACGAAUUCAAACCGUUGUGGGAACAAGAGGUGUUCGAUGAUCAAGGCAGGAAACGUCUCCACGGCGCUUUCACAGGAGGCUUCUCCGCGGGUUAUUACAACACCGUUGGCUCCAAGGAGGGUACGUUCAUCGAUGCUGCUGCGAUGGGGGGAGAUGCGGUGCAUGUUGCGGCGCUGAUCGAGGCGGGUUUGGUUGUGGUGGCGCGAAUCAGGAUGGACACCGUCGACGUUCAAGAGCUCGAGGGCGAAACGGAACGAGAGCCAGGGCAAGAGCAGCAGCAGCAGCAGCAGCAGCAGCAGCAGCAGCAGCAGCACAGGAACUAGUCUCGUCGAUGCGGCCAAACACUUUAUGGAUGACGAGGUAAACUCAUCCUUCCUUCUCCCACCAAAAUAGACCCACAAUCACUCAUCCUUCCUAUCCUCCCCACCGACAGGAUUUGGAAGAACUCGCGAAUUCGCGCCAACUCGAAACGUCCUCCUCCUACGCCGCUCCCGUACCUUCCUCGUCCAACUACGACCCCCUCCUCGGUCUAUUCGGCAAUUCCAACCCCUCCGUCUCCACCUCCACCUCCACUCCCACUUCCAGCUCAACGAUCCCCUCCGCACAAGCGACCCUCGCCUCCCUCCUCGAACCAAGCCCAUCCCGCAUCGGCGCAAAACUGAUGCGUAAAAUGGGUUGGAGACAAGGUCAAGGUUGUGGUCCUCGCUUGACGAAAAAGCAGAGGAAACGACAGGCUUUGGAACUCGGUCUUGUUCUUGAACCUUCCUUCGAGGAAGAGGAGGAGGAGGAAGGGGAAGGGGAAGGGGAAGGGGGCGGUGAUGAAGAACGGUUCGGGCAUUAUUAUGCCCCGUUGGAUCGACCGUUGAUUUUGCUUGAUGCGGUCGCGGCGAGUGAGGAUAAGGGAAGAGGGUUGGGGUAUGAUUCGUGGUGUGGGAUUGGAGGCGCGAGGAGGAAAGCGGUCAGGGAGCAGAGAUUGGGUGCUGGCGCGGGUGGGAAAGGGAAGGGGAGCAUGAGGGAGGAAGAGGAUCCCUAUGCGCAGGAUGAGCGGGGUUUGGGGGGAGAAGUGGUGGAGGAGCUGAUGGAUGAAGAGGACGAUGAUGGACCGACGGAAAGAAUGGGGAGACAAAGAGUCGAUGUGAGUGGACCAGUGAUCCUGUGAUGGAAAGAGCCGAGAAAUGCUGAUGGUCGCUUGUCCGAGCAGGCUCAUUCAUCGGAUCGACCCAAGGGGAAGCACAAAGACGAGACCUUCCACGAUGGCGUCAAAGUUUUGUCCGGCUUCGUGCUCCACCACGAGCCCUACAAACCUCCCUCAACGUAGGUCGGGGCCUACAGUUCAUAUCCAACCCACCAAUUUCCCCCGCUGACAUAUUGUGGUCUCGGCCCGUCCUAUAGUUCUCAACUACCCCCGAACCCACCACAGGAAUGGCGCCCGAACCCGACCAAGAUUUGGGCCGAGGAACAGGCCGAAGCGAUGAGGACCACCUCUUCCCAACAAGAGGGGAAGGAGAAUCGAGCACAUGCGCAAUUAAGUGCGGAUCAGGUGCGUCGAUCACGUGCGGCUCAUCGCCUUCCCGUUUACCCGAGGGGUGCUAAUCCAGGGAACGUGUCCCAUUACCAGCGUGGGACUCUGUUGGGGGAGAAAUUACCCCCACCUCCUCCCAAGUCGGUGUUCGAGUACCUCUCGUCGAAAGAUAAGGAACGACUUUCGACUCUUUCCACAACGGGGCAUCUACCCCCCUCCAGCAUGCCCACCAGCGGAACCUCGUCGAACCUCACACCGCUCGGAGCGAACCGAUCCCGUCCCUCCGCUUCAGCCCCAUCCCGCGCUCCAGAACCGGACGAAGAAUUCACCAUCCCCGAACUGGACAGUUCGACCGCUUCGCUCGCCUUACGCGGAUUCCAACCUUUCUCCUCCGCGUCCACUUCACCGGACCCGAUCCGUCAAGCGAGGUAUACCUUAUUCCUGCAGUACUCGGCCGGUCAAUUACCGACUUCGAUCCAGGGCUUCCCCUUCGGACCUCGUCCCUUACCCCUUUCAACGCACAGUUCUUCAUCCACUUCGUCGAAUACUGAACGACCGCAAACGAUGAAAGAACUUAAUAAGGAAUUGAGGGACUACGUCGCUGCUGCGAAAGUGUUCAAACCGGUGUCGGGGAUGUUGGGUAAUCGAUUCACAUCCGGUACGAGCGCGAGUGCUUUAUUGGUCCCUCAAGUCGAACCGGGUUUGUAUACGCCUGUGCUCAAGACGAAGGAGGAUCACAUGCUUGAAGAGGAGGAGAAGAAGAAGAAGGGAUUGGGGGUGGUGGAGUUGACGCCGGUUCAACGAGCGAUUAAGAAUGAUCAGUUUGGUCCGUUGACGAGGACGACGACGACGUUCAGACCGGACAAGUUGCUGUGCAAGAGGUUCGGCGUCGCGGAUCCUUUUGCGGUCAAGAAGGGAGAAGAGGAAGAGGAGGGGGGCAGAGGGUAGGGGGGAAGUGGAAGGAGGCGAAUUUGGAGGGGGAGUUCAAGGUGCCUUUGGAAAGAAGUGGGGCGGGGAGGAAAGUUGGGGAUGUGUUGGGGAAGGCGUCGAUGGACGAGUUGAUGAGGGAGGCGAAGGGGGGCAUCAUGCCUGCACACACGCCUAUGACGACCAAGGAUCCUGCCGAAGGUCUGGUCGACCAUCUCGCCCUCGCCACUUCGACGCGACUGAACGCUAGAGCACCCCUUCCGACACUCGAAACCGUUGGCUUGGGGGACGAUGAGAGACAAGGGGAAGAGACGUUGACGUACGAGAAGGCGCCGAGGGAUAUUUUUGAGACAAUUUUCGGAGAGAGUGAUGACGAGGAGUCUGAGGACGAGGAGGAGGAUGAAGGGUUUCCGUUGGAGGGUAGGAGGGAAGUGGGGAGUGAUGCGGGCGCGCAACCGAUGGAAGUGGAGGUGCCCAUGGAGGUGGAGGUGCCCCGAACUACGUUAGGUCCGACGAUGGCACCUUCAGGACCGACGUUGGCGGAAACGACGACGCUCCUUUCGUCCGAGACCGUCGUUGAUUACAAGCCGACGUUCGUCAAUCGGUCUUCCAAGAAAUCGGCAGGGUCGGACAAGGAUAAGAAGAAGAAGAAAGAGAAGGAGAAGCCGAAGGCGGGCACGCUGAGUUUUGAUAUGGGGGAUGACGAGGAGGGUGGUGCGAAUGUGGGCAAGGCGGUGAAGAAGGUGAAGAAGGAGCAGGAUACGAAGAGGGAGGGGAAGAAGGUCGAGAUUCAAGUGGCGAAAAAAUCUGUGGACGCAGUUGACGAAGCGGACGAAUGGGAAGAAGCACCUUCAAUCGUCCAUCCGUCGAUUCUGGCGUCGUCGUCGUCUUCGUCGGGGAGGAAGCGCGAAGAGGAAAAGAACGAGGGAGCGCCCGCCAAGAUUUCGUUCGAACCCGUCAAGAGGGCGAGGGCGGCGGACCUGUUCUGA
Microbotryum saponariae is the source of this 3659-nucleotide messenger RNA. Lineage: Eukaryota; Fungi; Basidiomycota; Microbotryomycetes; Microbotryales; Microbotryaceae. The record is from the annotation of a GenBank genome assembly.